AUUCAUAGUUGAAGAGAAAAGGCAGUACUUCGUGCUUUUCUCCCUAGCAAAAUGCCACGCAGGAAUAGCUUAUUUUCCGCGUUAAGCAUUUUUCUCUUGGGGUUUCUUUGGUUCAUUUCUCCGCCUGCUGAGGCUGCACUUAAGACGUACCAGUUUGAUAUUCAAGUGAAGAAUGUGAGUAGGUUAUGCCAUGCAAAACCUAUUGUUACAGUAAAUGGGAGGUUUCCGGGGCCUACUGUGUAUGUUAGAGAAGGAGACAGAGUUCAAAUCAAUGUUACCAAUCAUGCACAAUAUAACGUGUCUAUUCACUGGGUAAAAAGAGAAGAAAUUAAUCAAGGAAAUCAGACAAGAGGAAACAAGGAUAAUUACUGAUUUUGUUGUGGAUCUCUACAACUACAAGGCUACAAUUGAAGUAUAAUAGACAAUUUUGCUGUUAAAUAAUUUGGUCAUAUAAUAUGCUAGCUAAUUUAAACUUUCCCCACGUCAAAGUAUACAAGGUACGAUCCAUGUGAUUCUUAAAGGAAUGAAUUAUAAACUCAUAACGAAGUAGAUGCAUAAAUUAAGCCACCUUGGGUUGUAGUAGGGUUUAAGGCAAAGUUAGCUAACUUAAUGAGACCAAACCUUAUACACACGAUAGUUUUUGGAUUAUCUUGCUGGAAAAUAAACAUGUU
Coffea arabica (coffee) is the source of this 671-nucleotide messenger RNA. Lineage: Eukaryota; Viridiplantae; Streptophyta; Magnoliopsida; Gentianales; Rubiaceae. The record is from RefSeq and is a predicted model, not a curated record.